Messenger RNA from Manacus vitellinus (golden-collared manakin), 4691 nucleotides. RefSeq names its product TTK protein kinase (gene TTK). Gene Ontology annotation, cellular component: spindle; nucleus; kinetochore. The coding region runs from base 192 to 2813 and encodes 873 amino acids. NCBI's taxonomy places the organism in Eukaryota, Metazoa, Chordata, Aves, Passeriformes, Pipridae. The transcript is spliced from 24 exons. Gene Ontology annotation, molecular function: ATP binding; protein serine/threonine/tyrosine kinase activity; protein serine/threonine kinase activity. The record is from RefSeq and is a predicted model, not a curated record. Gene Ontology annotation, biological process: chromosome segregation; meiotic spindle assembly checkpoint signaling; mitotic spindle assembly checkpoint signaling.
GGCAAAUGCUUUCUUUAAAGGCACUUCUUCAGGAUUGGAGAGCUGCCUUUCUUGGGUCUCAUGGGAUCAUCUGAGGUAGUCUGACCCUCAUCCACCUUACCUUUUUGACAAGGCAUAUCCAUUCUUCAGGAAAGAUUUUCUCCAUAGUAGUGCACAUUGAACCUUGAGCAGUUAAGCAGCACACUGGAAAUAUGGAGGAGGCGGACCUAAGUGAAAGAGGAUUGCCGCAAAUCGCAUCAAUCAUGAAUAGAGUUAGAAACUUGAAAAACAAAUACAGAAAUGAAGACAAUAUCACAGAUGAACUUAACUGUACUAAAAUCUCAGCUGAUACAACAGAUAACUCUGGAACUGUUAAUCAAAUAAUGAUGACAGCAAAUAAUCCAGAAGAUUGGCUGUGUUUUUUGCUUAGACUAGAGAAAAAGGGUGUUCCUCAGAUGGAUGUUAGCCUACUGAAUAGACUCAUUGGUCGUUACAGUCAAGCGGUGACUGCAUUGCCUGCAGAAAAGUACAGUGAAGAUGAGAGCUAUGCUCGCAUCCUUGUGAGAUUUGCUGAGUUGAAAGCUCUUCAGGAUCCAGAGGAGGCACGGGACCAAUUUCAUCUGGCCAGACUGAACUGCAAGAAAUUUGCUUUUGUGCACGUGGCUUUUGCACAGUUUGAGCUAUCACAAGAAAAUGAGAAGAAGUGUAAGCAGAUCCUUCAGAAAGCUGUGGAGUACUCUGCUGUUCCACUAGAAAUGUUGGAAACCGCUCUGCAAAACUUUCAUUUGAAAAAAAAGCAGUUACUUUCAGAUGAGGACAAGGAGAAUUUAGCAGUAUCAAGCACACAGGAGUCUGGACUUCAGAACAUAGUUGGAAAUCACAGAAGCAUAAAAAGAAAUGAUUCUGGUGAAAAUUCUACUCUUAACAAACUUUUUUCUGGGGAAGAAAAGUCCCAGGAACUUGGUGCUCUAGUUAAUUAUCACAAUCCAUUGAGACCACUAAACAAAUCUAACCAGACUUGCCCAUUUGGGAGGGUGCCUGUUCAACUGCUGUGUGAUGAUGGUGAUGAUGUGGAGAAUUCAGAUGUCAUCCCACUUACAGCUAGUGUUAUGAAGAGGCAGACAUCCAGCUCCAAAUGUACCGCUUUUGUUGCUCCUCUUCCACCAUCGGAACCAAAAUCUGAUGGGUGUGAUUCAUAUGACCUGGGAGACUUACAGUCCUUACAAGAAAAAGCUUCCUUACAGUUGCAGCUGUUGAAUGAGGACAGCUUAGAAACUGCCAGCAAUUCAACUGUAACUCUCAAACCCGAAGUGGAUACCAGUCUUGUGAGGAAAAGAGAAGAAAAUAAAGUUCAGUGUCAGGAGCAGAAAAUACUAGAGUCCAAGAGACUGGAAAAUCAACAGCAAGAAUCUAGAAAGCAGUUAGAUCAGAUUAAACUAAACUGUGUUAGCACCAGAAAAAAAUGGCCAGUUCAAGAAGCAUCACAGAAAAGCUGCUAUAGAGAGAGAAAACCAAUGAACCUUGAACAGUCUGGUCAUCCCAUUUCAAAAGGAUUAUCACCACCAGAUCCUGUUUCUAAGAGAAGUGAUCCAUCACAUGUUCGGGGAACACCAAGCACCACGUCUCAUGACUAUAUGGCCUGUUUCAGCACACCAGUUGUAAAGAACAAUUUUCUACCAGGAAGUCAAAUUUCUACUCCCUACAGCCAGUUUCCUUAUUAUCUACCACAUACUCCAUCAACUCCGUUUCAAAAUCAAACUGGCUUGCAGGUUCCAGCUUCUUUACCUUCACACGAAUGUCUUGCCAUCAAAGGAAAAGUUUAUACAGUGUUAAAGCAAAUAGGUAGUGGAGGCUCAAGUAAGGUGUUUCAAGUACUGAAUGACAAGAAGCAGCUGUAUGCUGUCAAAUAUGUGAAUUUAGAGGAAGCUGAUCAACAGACUGUUCAGAGCUAUAAGAAUGAAAUUGCUCAUUUGAGUAAACUGCAGCAACAUAGUGAUAAGAUCAUUCGCCUUUAUGGCUAUGAAAUUACUGAUCAACAUAUCUACAUGGUAAUGGAGUGUGGAAAUAUCGAUCUCAAUAGCUGGCUUAAGAAGAAAAAAAACAUUGAUCCAUUGGAACGAAAGAGCUAUUGGAAAAAUAUGCUGGAAGCUGUUCACACAAUCCAUGAAUAUGGCAUUAUUCACAGUGAUCUGAAACCAGCAAACUUUCUGAUAGUUGAUGGAAUGUUAAAACUAAUUGACUUUGGCAUUGCCAACCAAAUGCAACCAGAUGUGACAAGCAUCAUUAAAGAUUCUCAGGUUGGGACAAUGAAUUACAUGCCACCUGAAGCAAUAAAAGAUAUGUCUUCCUAUGGAGAAAAUGGGAAGUCUCGUUCUAAGAUAAGUCCCAAAAGUGAUGUGUGGUCAUUGGGAUGUAUUUUGUACUGCAUGACAUAUGGAAGGACUCCGUUUCAACACAUAACAAGUCCAAUAAAUAAACUACAUGCUAUUGUUGAUCCCAGUUAUGAAAUAGAAUUCCCAGAUAUUCCUGAGAAGGAUCUUCAAGAUGUGCUGAAGCGCUGUUUAAUAAGAAAUCCUAAACAAAGAAUAUCUGUUUCGGAGUUGUUGGUGCAUCCCUAUGUUCAAAUUCAAAGUCAUUGUCAAACAGAUGUCCCGAGUGCAAAAGGAACAACAGAGGAAAUGAAACGCAUCCUUGGCCAGCUUGUUGGCUUGAAUUCUCCCAACUCUAUUUCUAGAGCUGCAAGGACUUUAUAUGAACAGUGCAACAGUGGUAAAAGUCUUGAUGUAUCAGCAUUUGCGGAACUUGGCAGCCAAAAAACACGGACGACAAAAUGAUGUACUACAGUUCAGGAUGCAACACGUUUGGUCUGUUUGAUAAGUAUUUUGUGCUGCUGGCUUUUAAAGGACACUCAGCAUGAAGUUUGCAUUUUUAUAUGUUCCUUGUGUUCUUUUGAUAAUGCUUGCAGGUCAUUAAAAAGAAUUUAAUUGAAUGAUUUUCACCAUGGACUCUUUCACUCCUUGAAUACUACUUGGGUUGAACAAAGACAAUGGCUACUUGGUGAUUAUAGUCUGUUACUUACAAAGCACUACAGUGUCUGGAGUACAAAAACUUGUAUAAGAAUCUGAGUUCUCUUAUCCCUCUGAAGCUAAAAUUAAAAAAAUUCCAAAAAUACCAAUUGAUGUACACAAAAACCAUGUAAAUAUCUCUUGAGAUCUCCUAUGGCAUAAACAGAGUGUUAUGCUUUUCUGUCCUUUGCCAGGAAAUACCUUGUGUCCAGUUUUGACUAUAACUAAGGGAAUAAGCACUCUGUAUAAGCCAUCAGUUAUAAUACUGAGAGAGGCAUUAAUGAUAGAUAUAAAUGUCACCCAGUUUUUGAGCUGUUCCUGUGGUUAAGUGGUAUGAUGGAAGCAUCAGUGCUGUUAUGAAUUUAUAUGAAUAAAAUGGCUUUUGUUCUAUUAAAAAUGCUACUAUAAAUCUACUAUGCUUUUCCAAUUCCAAAAUAAUAGAAAACCCUUCAAGAUUCAUGAUGGUCAGAAAUCACUAAUUUGGAUUUUUAAAAGCUUUAAUACUAACCACACUCUAAAUUGCACUGAAUGUAGCAGAACUGUUUUUUACUGUGAUUCUUAUUGGAUUCUUUGAGGUUUGUUUUAACUCGUUUACAGCUGAUGAAAAUGUAUGAAUUUUAGAUUUAUUUAGAUAAUUGAAAGAUGUUAAAAUAAUGACCAAUAAUUUUAAAUUGGAACAAUAACUUCAGUUUCAUGACAGUUGCCAUGUUGUCUCAAACACUGGAGUGCAAGUCAAGUACCUGGAGAUUCUUUCUGACUCUGUGGUGGAGGUGGAUGUUCAUAGUAGUUCCACCAUCCAUAGGCUGCCUGGCAGGUCAGUUGUCUGGGGCUGGGAGAGAAUCCAUUCUUGCUGCCGGAAUUUUACUUUAGCCAACACAUCUUGCUCCCUUGGGAAGAUAUGGCUGGAGUUCAGAGAAUUCUAAUAAUCUACUUUGAGCACUGUAAAAUACUGAGUGGUAGUUUGAUAUUCUAAGGAUAUGGGUAUUGUUCUUGAGAACUUUUGGGUUGACCCUAUAAAAGGGGAACUGCUACAGCCAUUGCCAUGUGUAUUAGCAGGGCUGAGAACUUUGUUCUCUUUGUCUAGGUAAGAUUAUCUUAUAGGAAUAGGCAUAUUUUGCUGUGUGCUCUCUUCUGCUUGCCAUUAGUGUUUAUGGAGAAUCACUGUUGUCAACAUCUGUUAAAUGAAAUGCAUUACUUUUUAUACUGGAAUGCAGCUCUUUCUGCAGUAGUCCCGAUACAGAAUGGCAGCUGUGCUUUGCAUGAUUCUUCAGCUCACAGCAUAACCAUUUUCCAUGCUUGCAUACUGAGCAGUAAUAGUUUAUUAGUAUCACUCAGAGCCCUAUCACAAUGUCUAGGUCUGGAGUUAAAGAAAUUUAUAGAUCUGGAGCAAAGAACAGAGAUAUUUACAAUUCACUACCUGGACAGCAAUACUGGAGGAAAGACUUUAUUUCAGUGUGUUCUUGCUAUCUUUCCUGCCACUGAUUUAACACUGUUGGAUGAUUUUAUGGCCUGUAAGAACUGAAGAAUGAAAGAGAAGAACAUGAGAGAGAGCACAACAUGGAACUCAUAAGAAUUGUAUUUUUUCCCCCAAACUUUAGUAGCUUUGCUUUUCAAAUGAGGUUUUCAGAGCUUGCUAAUAUAAUAAAA